GCGGCGCUGCCGCCGGCGGCCGCUGGGGGCUCCCGCCCGCCCGCGGCCCGUCCCGCCAUUGCUGGCAUGGAGGGCGAGAGCACCUCGGCCCUGCUCUCGGGCUUCGUGUUCGGCGCCCUCACCUUCCAGCACCUCAGCACCGACUCGGACACGGAAGGUUUUCUCCUUGGAGAUGUGAAAGGUGAAGCCAAGAACAGCAUUACAGACUCACAAAUGGAUGAUGUUGAAGUUGUUUAUACAAUCGACAUACAGAAGCAUAUUCCAUGCUACCAGUUGUUCAGCUUUUAUAAUUCUGCAGGAGAACUGAAUGAAUUUGCCCUGAAGAAAAUACUAUCAGGCUGUAAGAAGAGUGUAAUAGGAUGGUACAAAUUCAGACGUAACACAGACCAGACCAUGACAUUCCGGGAAAGAGUUCUUCAUAAAAACCUGCAGUCACACCUAUCAAAUCAGGGACUUGUAUUCCUCCUUUUAACCUCUAGUGUGAUGACAGAAAGUUGUUCUACUUACAGAUUGGAGCAUAGUCUACAUCGGCCUCAGGAAGGUCUUUUCCAGAAAGUCCCUUUGGUUGUUACCAACUUGGGCAUGGCAGAACAGCAAGGUUACAGAACAGUGUCCGGUUCCUGUGUAUCCUCUGGCUUUGUGAGAGCCGUGAGACAACACAGGUCAGAAUUCUUCCAUGAAGAUGGGUCCCUACAAGAGGUUCAUAAGAUAAAUGAGAUGUAUGCCACCUUGCAGGAGGAACUGAAGAAAAUAUGCAUUACAGUAGAAGUCAGUGAACGAUCUGUAGAGAAACUCUUAGCAGAGGUGAGCCAAUUAAAAGAAGAAAUAAAGAGGAAAAAGCAACAAAAUUGUUCAGGAGAAGAAAAAAACCACCCAGCAGAGCCAAAGGAGAAUAUUCUCCUUUGCCAGGCACUACAAACAUUUUUCCCCAAUUCCAGACUUCAGACAUGCAUUGUUUCCUUCAAAGGCCGACAAAUAUCCAAGAACUGCUGUAACACAGACCAUCAUAUUAACGUCAUGGACAAACUGACUCUCAUGGUAGAGGAAAGAGACUUCACUGAAGCUGAAGCAAGGCAUCUAAACAAGCGUAAGGUCAGGGGGACCACAUCAGUUUCAAAGUCAUCCAAGAAGUCCAGAUCAUUGCAGCUUCACCAAGAGCCACUUCAAGACCAAGAGGACAGUGACCAGGAAAGGAAGCUUACACUGAGUAGCACUGAAACAGAUGAGGAUGUGUUUGAAAAAAACAGAGAUGCAAAGGAAUACCCACACUCUCCUACUUUCUAAUCUGUCAGAUGACUUCACACCAAAAGCUACUGCUGGUGUAUUCCAGUGAUAUAUCAAUCUCUGGCACUGCACGGAUGUAUGUAACAGGGCAUUUUUGCAGGUUGUUUUUUUUUUUCCCUAGUGCACAAAUCCUGUUCAGCAUAAAGGUAAAUCCAAGAUGACAUUCCCUCACUUUGCCUUCCAGAGUUCCACCUGUCUUCUCUCUCUCAAGGUUCAAAGCCUAUGCCAUAGGAUGCUAUCAGUCAGAUAAGCAUGCUACAUACUGCCUCAAAGCGAUAGAACUUCAAGCUGCUGGUGAAGAAACAGUGCUACCCUCCUGAUGCAGGGAGCAUCAAAUGAACACGUUACAGAAUUAGCUGUCUACAUGAAUUGCCACAGUUUGAAUACAUUAAUUAUCCUCAGGAAACCAGUGCUUGUUUAUUUCUCCACAUCUUACAACCCAGCAAGGGGACAACCAGCCACCUGAGCUUUAGGAAGACCAGUGAGCAGAGGAAAGGGUCCAUAUAGCUGCCAGUUUCUAUUAUCGCUUUAAUCUUCCUUCAGAAGAUAACUUUCAGAGACUUCAUGAAGAAAAAUAAAAGAAUGACUGACAUCCACUCCUCAGUCAACCACACAUUAUGCUAACAAACCACAUUUCCAGCAAACAAGUAUAUAAACAUGAAAAACAGCUUUAUUGUUUAUUUUUGUACAGUAUAUCACUCUGGAUACUUGAUGUUACAUAGCUUGGGGUCUGUGAGAAAUUGUGGAUUCUUAAACAUAACUGGCAUAAAUCCUGUUAAAAAAAUAGAUGGAGGUGUUCUUAGUAGAAAAGUAGCCUUGAGUUAGAAAACUCAAAAGCAAAAUCAUACUUACCAAAUACAUGAGCUCUUUUAAUGGCUUUUGUAACUUCCUUCUGCUUCUUGUUGCACAAGCCUAAAGAGAUUAAUUAUUUUCAACACUAAGCAAGUCAUUAGAGUGUGAAAGGUAUGUUACUGACAAUUCCCUCUAGCUUGGAUUAAGUCUUUCUAUAAAAAUGCAUGUGUACUUUUACUGUUAAAUACAAAAUGCAUACAGUUAAGGAAUAUUUUAAUUCCUUGAUGCAGGCAACUAAGUCAGGGGAAUACUAUUACAAAAUGUAUAGAGUUGGGACUGGUUACUUUCAGAAAGACUGCAGAUGCACAGUUACUUAGACUCACAAAAAUAUUAUUAUUAACCCGUAUAAGAUUUAAUUUAAUGCUUCACAUACCUGUUAUAUGUCUGCCAUAAAUGGAGCCAGUAUAUGGAGAAACAAACUGGGAAAGAAGCUACUUAAAAUUAAGAUAAAUCAAAGUCAGUUUAAGAACUUUUUUUUUUGGAGCUUUAUGUUACUACUUGUACUCUAUUUUUCAUUUUUUUAUCUGUUUUUUCAAAACUCAGUUCUACCUGAAGAAAAAAGAACAGCUUGGAGCUAGACAGUAUUUUCUAUGCUUUUCUAUGCUUCCAUGCUUUGUGGCAGCUGAAUUGUAACCAAGGACUGUAUUUGUUAAACACCAAAGUUGUCACACGUAGUUAGUAGAUUAAGCAUCUUAGCAUAACUACAUUAUUUGGCCUUUGACUUACACACAUUCUUACUCAUAAGUUUUAAACCCCUACACAUAUUAAUCGAUUUUUAAUUGUUUUUUUUUUUAAUAAUUUUGGAUUUACUACACACACAUUUAAAAACAGUAAAGCAGUUCCCUUCAUCCAAGAACAGCAAUUUUAAAACUCACCUGCACAUUCUUAUAGUCCACAUUUACUCCACAUAAGACACAUCUCUUUGGAGGGUCUUUGUAAGGGUUCUCCAUUUGUAUGGGCUGAAAUCAGAGAAUGAUUAACACCUGUAAGCUUCACAAGAAAAUAGAGAACAUUUGUUACUUUUAA
Molecule: messenger RNA, 3162 nt
Organism: Vidua chalybeata
Lineage: Eukaryota; Metazoa; Chordata; Aves; Passeriformes; Viduidae
Gene: ABRAXAS1
Product: abraxas 1, BRCA1 A complex subunit
Exons: 9
Coding region: 67-1284 (405 amino acids)
Biological process (GO): protein K63-linked deubiquitination; attachment of spindle microtubules to kinetochore; mitotic spindle assembly
Cellular component (GO): nucleus
Molecular function (GO): microtubule binding; polyubiquitin modification-dependent protein binding
Source: RefSeq, a predicted model, not a curated record